UGUUACAAAAGUUGUUGAAAAAUGAAUGUUCAAAUAUCAUCUCUUUUAUAAGAUAUCUGCAUAAGCUAACUUCUUGACUUCGCAGACUGGAGCCUUAUUUGUCUCUCUCUCUCUCUCUCUCUCUCAGCAAACCCUCCUCCCUAGCUUGCUUUGAUUCUCAUUCUCACCCCCUUGCAAUGUCCAGCCCACAUUCAAUUCCAAUUGUGGACAGAAUCAGCGUCCUCCCAGACUCCCUUAUCUGUCACAUCCUCUCUUUUCUCUCUACCAAGCAAUCUGCUGCAACAACCAUCCUCUCUAAAAGAUGGAAACCAUUGUGGCUCUUACUCCUCAAUCUCAACUUUGACGAUCAUGACUUUGCAGAUUUCACCUCUUUUCGACUUUUUGUCUACUCAGUCAUGCUCACGCGUGACCCAACCUCGCCAAUCCAAUCGUUCCGACUCAAAUGUGGUGACUCUUCUGGCUUCAACAAUCACGAUGUCAAUUUAUUUAUCCAAUCUGUUGUCAAGCGUGGAAUUCAGAAUCUCAACCUUGACAUGUCGCCUUUGCCUUUUCACUUCGAGUUACCUCAAUGUGUUUCCACUUGCAGUAACCUCACUGUUCUUAAGUUAAGGAAACUGUCCUUAAAUUGUUUGUUGGAUGCCAAUUUUCCCUUACUCAAAAUUCUUAAUUUGGAUAGAAUCAAAUUUAAUGUAGAUCACACUUGCUUUCUUGAGAACCUUCUCAAUGGUUGUCCCGCUUUACAGGAUUUGAGAAUAAUUGGUUCAUUGCAGUCUCAUUUCAAGGAUGAAGAGUUUAAUGGUUUACUCAAAUUGGUCAAAGCAAUCAUUCAUAACUCAACAAAUUUCAACAUUCCAUUUGGUUGGGUUUGUAACACAAAUUUUCUAUUCACAAAGCUGAGGUGCCCAUAUCGUUACAAAGUUCCUACCUUUCUUAAUUUAAACCGCAUGAAGAUUGUAUUUCAACUUACAAAUGAUUGGCUUGGGAAGUGGAAGUGGUUGAUAGAAGUGCUCCAACACUGUCCUAAGCUUCAGAAUCUUAUUAUUCACGAGCGUUCUACGUAUGAAAAUGAAGUUGGUGAUGAUGAUUGGAUGGACCCACCAAUUGUUUCAAAAUGCCUUUUAUCCGAGCUUAGAACAUGUUCACUUAUAGGUUAUAAAGGUAUGAAGUCCGAGUUUCAGUUUGCAGAGUACAUUUUGAAGAAUGCAAAAGUACUCCACACCAUGACAAUCACUGCUUCACCAGUUGAUAUCAAUAUAAAGCACCAAAUGCUUACGAAGUUAUAUCUGUGUCUUAGGGGCUCUCAUUUGAUUGAAGAAGGUUAGGGUCUGUCUACAUUAGUUUCUACUUCAUACAUUAUUUAGAUUCAAGAUUCUAGACGUGCAACAGUAAAAUUGAAUGUUUUGAAAUACGUAAAACUUUGUUUCACCAGGUGCUCUAUGUCAUAUAUUUUCAAAUAAAUAUAUAUUUUGAUUCUAGCUUCUCACAAGUUUUGUGAACAUUCCUUUCUUGCUGAUAAAUGUGAAUGUUGAGUUAUAUAGAUGCAUAUCAAUGUCUUCAGUUAUUCAUAAAUAUCGACAUGAUGCAUAAUCACUGCAGACAAAGGGUGUCAAUUCUGAAUUUUUGUUUCAUAAGUUUGUCUAUCAAUGCUAUAAAAGUAAUUUCUUUUCUCUUUUGACAAAACCAAGAUUUACAGAUUGCAAAUGAGUAUACGGUGUGCACCGAUUAUGUUUAUUGUGGACUUGUGGAAAGUAGUAAUAUAUGGCAUGAUUCGCAGCUACAUAGACUAAAGUAGUUGAAUAUCUCUGUGAACGUAGCUCAGUUGGCAGGGAUAAUGCAUAAUAAAUGCAAGGUUUGGGGUUUGAAUUCCGGACACCACCAAAAACAGACUAAGGUAGUUGAAUGUGAACAUGUUUCCAACGAAAAAAUGGGCAGUAUGAUCUUAGCUUUUAUAAUUUUAUCGUUAGUAACUUAUUGUUUUAACUAAAUGCAUCCAGUGCUCAUCUAAUUUAACCAUGGCCUAUGACAAUUGAUGCUUGGGUGUUGCCUAUUAAGUUUCGUUCAUGUGUUGAUUGAUUGGUUUUCAGAUAAUAUGGUUGCAAGCUAUCUUACAUUCUUGUGAUUGAUA
This is a messenger RNA of Medicago truncatula (barrel medic), 2125 nucleotides long. Its product is annotated as F-box/FBD/LRR-repeat protein At4g00160. Lineage: Eukaryota; Viridiplantae; Streptophyta; Magnoliopsida; Fabales; Fabaceae. The record is from RefSeq and is a predicted model, not a curated record. The transcript has 3 exons. Gene Ontology annotation, molecular function: protein binding. Bases 177 to 1322 code for a protein of 381 amino acids.